This is a messenger RNA of Puma concolor (puma), 2235 nucleotides long. NCBI's taxonomy places the organism in Eukaryota, Metazoa, Chordata, Mammalia, Carnivora, Felidae. The record is from RefSeq and is a predicted model, not a curated record.
AUGAGUCGGCCCACGUUGGGGGCCCCGGCUUUGGAGCCUGGUACCACGGGUGGCCUCGGGAAGUCCCCUGAGCCCUCUGAGCCCGAAUCCUUCCCCAUCAACUGGGAAGUCACUGGGCGGGGCUACGACUUCCCGGCGGUGCUGCGCUGGUUCGCGGAGCGCGUGGACCUCAUCAUCCUGCUCUUCGACGCGCACAAGCUGGAGAUCUCGGACGAGUUCUCGGAGGCCAUCGGCGCCCUCCGGGGCCACGAGGACAAGAUCCGCGUGGUGCUCAACAAGGCGGACAUGGUGGAGACCCAGCAGCUGAUGCGCGUCUACGGGGCGCUCAUGUGGGCGCUGGGCAAGGUGGUGGGCACGCCCGAGGUGCUGCGCGUCUACAUCGGCUCCUUCUGGUCCCAGCCCCUCCUGGUGCCCGACAACCGGCGCCUCUUCGAGUUGGAGGAGCAGGAUCUGUUCCGGGACAUCCAGGGCCUGCCGCGCCACGCCGCCCUGCGCAAGCUCAACGACCUGGUGAAGAGGGCCCGGCUGGUGCGGGUGAGCCGCGCUGCGGGGGGGGACUGUGGGGGGAGCGGUGGCCGGAGGCGGGGACGGCCCUGGUCCCGCCUCCCCGUCCGGCCACUCCCCCCGGCCCUGCACGUCUCCCUCGGCAAGCCCAGUGGGCAGUGCUCGGCCACCAUGUUCAGCUGGCUGAAGCGAAGCGGGGCGCGGGGCCAGCAGCCCGAGGCCAUCCGCACGGUGACCUCAUCGCUCAAGGAGCUGUACCGCACCAAACUGCUGCCCCUUGAGGAACACUAUCGAUUCGGGGCCUUCCACUCGCCGGCCCUGGAGGACGCCGAUUUCGACGGCAAGCCCAUGGUGCUGGUGGCCGGCCAGUACAGCACGGGCAAGACCAGCUUCAUCCAGUACCUGCUGGAGCAGGAGGUGCCGGGCUCCCGCGUGGGGCCCGAGCCGACCACCGACUGCUUUGUGGCCGUCAUGCACGGGGACACGGAGGGCACCGUGCCGGGCAACGCCCUCGUGGUUGACCCGGACAAGCCAUUCCGCAAGCUCAACCCUUUUGGGAACACCUUCCUCAAUAGCACGGGCACAACGCGCACAGAAAGCACUCAAGAAAUAGUUGUGGAGGAAAGCAAUGAACUUGGGAACCUUCUGCUCUCCAAUCUCAUGCUGACCCACGACAUCGCUAAGCUCAUGCCCCUGCUGCGGCAGGAGGAGCUGGAGAACACCGAGGUGGGCGUGCAGGGCGGCGCUUUCGAGGGCACCCACAUGGGCCCGUUCGUGGAGCGGGGGCCCGAUGAGGCCCUGGAGGACGGCGAGGAGGGCUCGGACGAUGAGGCCGAGUGGGUGGUGACCAAGGACAAGUCCAAGUACGACGAGAUCUUCUACAACCUGGUGCCGGCCGAUGGCAAGCUGAGCGGCACCAAGGCCAAGACCUGGAUGGUGGGCACCAAGCUCCCCAACUCGGUGCUGGGGCGCAUCUGGAAGCUGAGCGACGUCGACCGGGACGGCAUGCUGGAUGACGAGGAGUUCGCCCUGGCCAGCCACCUCAUCGAGGCCAAGCUGGAGGGCCACGGGCUGCCCACCAACCUGCCCCGUCGCCUGGUGCCGCCCUCCAAGCGACGUCACAAGGGCUCUGCAGAGUGAGCCGGCCACUGCCUGCAGGCCCUCCCUCCCACUUGCCCUGCUGUGGCUCCCCAGCUCCAGCUGGCUGCACGCACGCCCCCGCCCCAGCCUGCCACACGCGCUGCCUGCCCACCCUCCCAGCCGUAAGGAUGGGGGUGUCUCCACCCGCCACUGCCGGACCGUGGGGACCAGGGGAGGGGCAAGGCUUCCCUGCCCGGCCUUUGCACCGCUACCCUCGCCUACACUUAGGCACAUCACACCGACCUUAACACAUGCACACAGACACACACACAGAGGCAUCGAUUCGAUGGUGGGCCAUUCAAGUAUUUAUUGAGCACCUACUAUGUUUGAAGGCACAGAGCUUCCUCCAGGCCCUGGGGGUUACAGCAGAGAGCAGAACACAUGGAUCUGCCCUCAGGGGGGGGCUGACGUUCUCAGGACAGAGCACCUGCACUGUGACACAGACACACACGGGGCCCUAACCAGUCUGAUCCCCGAUUCUGGGCAGGAAUCCUCGCCUCUCUCCAUAGUUCCGUGGCCAUUUGUUCGAAAUAACCAAGGGAAAGUCCCCCUGGCCCCACUUCUUGACAUCCAGACAAGGACAGCCCCCCC